AUGGUCGACCUUGAAAAGGAUGGGAAAGACCAAACUUCCUCUCUAGGGAUCGGGGGUGGAAGCACUAUAGCUUCUUCCACUACCUUACCCGGAGAGAAUAACGAUGUCGACGAUGCUGGCUAUGCCAACGAAGAACACUCCUUCGACGUAGGCUGGACGGCGUGGUCCCAAGUCCUAGCCUCAUUCUUCCUCUUCUUUAAUACAUGGGGAGUCGUCACAGCGUUUGGUGUAUUCCAAACAUACUAUGAGCUUAACCUGCUUGACUACCUAUCACCCUCAUCCAUCUCCUGGAUUGGAUCCGUGCAGUCUUUCUUACUGCUUUUCUUUGGAUCUUUUACCGGCGCCCUGUUUGAUGCAGGGUAUUCCAGGCAACUCCUAGUGGUGGGCUGGGUCCUGAUACCGCUCGGACUCAUGAUGACCAGUAUAGCCACUCAAUACUGGCAGAUAUUCCUGGCUCAAGCUCUUUGCAUGGGCCUAGGAUUCGGCUGCGUGUUUGUCCCCGGCGUUGCUGUUUUACCGCAAUACUUUAAGAAACGAAGAGCCAUCGCCAACGGAAUAGCUGCAACUGGCAGUGGCAUCGGCGGCCUUAUCUAUCCCAUUGUCUUCCGCCAGAUGCAGAAAAGUCUUGGAUUCCCGUGGGCCACACGAGUGCUAGGUUUCAUUGUCUUUGCCACCAUGUCCGUCUCCGUUUCCCUAUUGAAGAUGAGAUUCAAGCCCACAGAACGACGCAGUUUGAUCCAGCUUUCGGCAUUCCGGGACCCUGUAUAUUCACUUUUCUGUGUCUCGCAGUUCUGUGGUUUUCUAGGCCUAUACAACAUGAUGGUGUACAUCCAGCCCUACGCCAUCGACCAAGGGAUAAUGGGCACCGAUCUAGCCUUUUACCUCCUCGCCAUCCUCAACUCCGCGUCCACCUUUGGUCGAAUAAUUCCAAACUACUUUGUCGACUUUUUUGGCCCCUUGAAUGUCAUGAUACCUAUGGCAUUCGGCUCCGGAAUCAUAGCGCUUGGUUGGAUAGGGGUUCACAGCACUGCUAGCAUCAUAGUAAUCGUGAUACUAUAUGGUUUCUUUUCCGGGGCCUUUGUAUCCGUACCUCCGGUGGUGCUGAUUGGCAUAACUCCUGACCUACGAGAUUUUGGCACCCGCCUUGGGAUGGCGUUUGUGUUCAACUCUGUUGGUACCCUUGCAGGUACGCCUAUCGGAGGAGCCAUCAUCCAUGCAUCAGGCAAUCAGUACCUGGGUGUACAACUCAUGGCUGGAACCUGUCUAAUCAUGUCGGGGAUAUUCCUUGUCAUUGCCAGGUUUGUCAAAUCUGGGCCGAAAGUAUUUAUCUAUGUCUAG
Molecule: messenger RNA, 1338 nt
Organism: Nannizzia gypsea CBS 118893
Lineage: Eukaryota; Fungi; Ascomycota; Eurotiomycetes; Onygenales; Arthrodermataceae
Product: riboflavin transporter MCH5
Exons: 2
Coding region: 1-1338 (445 amino acids)
Biological process (GO): transmembrane transport
Cellular component (GO): fungal-type vacuole membrane
Molecular function (GO): transmembrane transporter activity
Source: RefSeq, a predicted model, not a curated record